AGAAUCCAUGAGCCUCUGAACACCUCCAAUGAGACCCGUUAUGGUAAUUGCUUCUGAAAGUAUGUUGUGCGCUCUCUCGACUAGAGAGUUCAGAAAAAUAUAGCCUUCCCAGCGGGACACGCAGUCGUCUGUGCCGGGACCACGCUAGUGAGUCAUCCCUCUACAACGAGACCACCACGACUUCGGCAACAUGGCUCCCAAGAAAGCACCACCAGCGAAGGCGAAAGCCGCCGCAUCGGCGAAAAGCAAGGCGAUGAAAGCAGCUCCGCCCCCGGCACCAGCCAUGAAGAAGGCGUCCUCGAGCGCGAAAGCCAAGGCGAAACCACCUGCGCCAAAGGGCAAGGCAAAAGCAAAGGCCGCAUCGUCGAAAAAGGUAUUCUUGAGUAGAUUCACCGUCAUUGAUUUUUUCAAAAGCAGCGAGACCAAUCAAAGUGCUGGUCUCCUAACCUACCUCGUCGCAUGAAAGGAAAAUGGCCUGCAGAAUUCAAAAAUGUACACUGAAAACUCGCAGGCACCGGUCGUGGAAGAAGAAGAUGAGGAGGACGAGGAUGAAGAGGAUGACGACGACGAAGAUGAAGACGAUGACGAGCCUAUGGAAGACGCAGAUCAAGAUGAGGACGACGAAGAUGAAGAUGAGGAGGAAGGUAUAAUGUUUUCAUUCAACAUUAAUACGCCUGGUUUCGUGAACUAGCAGUGUCUUGUAGUUUUCUGAAAAGGGCAUGACAGAAAAAAAAAGAGCUGUUGUGUUGGGCAUUGUGAUGCAGUGCGUUCCAUUAGAAUGAAACGACGAAAUGAACACUACAGAAGACGACGAGGACGAGGAUGAUGAAGACGAAGACCCAGAAGCAAAAAGGAGAAAAAAGGACGACGUACGAUACGAGUUUUGUUUUCGCAAAUUUACUCGUGCUGUUAGUUUGUUUAGGUAUCGAAGAUGCGAAACCCACUGUGUCAUCCUCAACAUCGUUCCAUGUUUAACAUAGAGAAAAUCGUAAUCUUAAUGAACAGGACGCAAAAAGGGAGUAUCGCGGGCUUCGAGACAACUUGGACGACCUGGACCUUCUGGGUGAAGACGCGGCAAAAAAGCACGAGGCGGCACAGGCGGAGUUCGAAGAGUUCGAGCACGACGCGGAUGCACUGGUGCAGGGUGCGCAAAAGGCGGGUAUCAAACACGGUCACGAGCAAGCCUUCGACGCCAAUUUGCUCGGGCAGUUCGAACAGGAUCAGGAAAUUCUGGACGUAAUUGCGGAAAAUCUCGGAGACCAGAUACACCUGUAUACCAUUUAUUAUUUUACGCUCUUUUUUAUAGAAAUUUCGAUGCUGUAGUACAAUCAAGUGAUUUCUAUGAAUAUGUGGUGUGCGUUGUCAACUCCUUGUCGUGUUUCUGCUUCUGCAUGACCAUCGUCUAUCUUCCGGCAUAAGUUUUUUAAAUUUUGAUUGAAAAUAACAACUAACAGGGUGAAGCCGGCUCGUAAGGACGAGGACCAAGAGGAGGAAAUCGGGCCCGAAGAGAAGGGGGAUAUGGACAAGAACAUCACGUAUCUCUUCAUCGAGCCGACCGAGUUAGAGAGCGGGUUCGCCAAGACGGUCGCUGUUUACGAUCAGAUCAACCGAUUUUGGAGGUUCAAGACCGACGCGCAGAGUGUCCGAGAGGUCGAAAUGGGACAAGUGCAAGGUGCAAAGAUCGUCGAAAUGGGCAUCGAAGAUUACAAAGAGGAUCUUCGCGACCGGGCCGAGCAGCGUAGGCUGAACCGACGAGGGUCCGACCAAAACCGCGUCCCACGCGUACCCGGUGCACCGAAGGAACCCCGUGUGAAACGCGCGGACCGGGAGCCCAAAGAACCGCGUGCCCCAAAGAAGGAGGUCGUGAUAUCGGACGUCGCAGGUAUUGUUCAUUACACAGACGUCCAGACCAUUUUUGUUUCAAUUUGUACCAAUCUCAAGGUUUCUGCUGCGUAUUGUGCAAGACCAUAACGUGUUGGAGCAGAAGGAGUAGACAAGAUUUUAUGCAAAGGAGCAAAAACUACCUUCUUGACAAACAAAAACCACAGACGUGUCCGCACUGAUGGAAGAACUGAAGAUAAAUCCUCUGAAAUACGGUAAGUUGGACGAGAAUUUGCAGCAGCAGGUGCUAGCAAGAGACCCCAACAUCGAGAUCGCAUUUAAGCAGAAGGAAAUGGAGUCCGGCAGAAGGCAAGCCUUCGAAAAGUUGCAAGGCAGCAAGAUUGGCAGCAUGUUCUUGGAGAAGUUCAAAAUGUUUCAAGAGCUCGCUUAUUUGCGGUCGAAGGACCUCACCGGCAAAAGAGAAGGAGAGACGCAGUGGUCGGGUCCGGUAUCGCCGGAUCAGCCCAUGACGAAAGAGGGAUUCGCAGCAGGAAAGUCGCAGCUCGACGGCGUGAAGGCGGAAGUCAACCGCAUCAAGGUUAGCGUAGCUGCAUCCGAGGAGAACAAGGACGACACCGAGGCAAUAAACAAAAAGGUGAACGAAAAGAUCGCGCAGCUCGAUAAAGAGCGUCAGAGCAAGAUAGAAAGUCUCACCAAGAGGCUCACGGCCGCGCAGCAACACGUCAAGAUCGAUAUGCGGCACUGGCGACUGAUGAGGCCAGACCCCGGGUACGAUCCGGACAAAAAGGACGACGGCCUCGAUCCGGAAAAGAGGGGCAAGACAGGCUUAUGAAGAUGAAAGACGCACGCUUCCCUUGCUAGAACUUGCUUGAACUUCCUUCACAUAAUGGAACGGACCUCCACUCAGUGUCUUUCUUAGUGGUCUUACUACUGUUAAACUGGUCAUGACUUGGAUAAGGACCAAGAAACAAAAUCGAUCCCCCACGUGACUGUUUGUCUCCAUGGUGACAGUGCCCUGACACCAGCACAUCUUCACACUGCUAUAGAGGCGGGCGCAGAUCACGAACUCUCGCUGGAGUUUAUUCGCACUCAUCCGCAAGAACUUCAUUGCACCUUGUCCUACUAGGAGACAAAAGGCACCAGCCAAAAAUGGCAGAAACAGUAUGUAUGCAAAGAAAUCUAGCGGGGCGGUUGCGCUUUUCACCAGGAUGCAACUGGGAGGACGUGGAUGACGAGCCAAACGAGGCGCUGAGAAAAAGGGCAAUCAGGCGGCACCAAACCAGACCCCAUCCGGAGGAGUUAUUCAAGAACCUGUCUCCCGAUGAGAUGAUACACCAGAAGUUGACGUUUAUCGGAGUGGAAGCAAACGCGAGGCGUGUCGCGAUGGAGGAGCUCGGGCGCCGGCACAAGCUAGGAAAAGCGAUUCGGAGUAUAGUUUAGUUUUGUCAACAACCAGUUCAUCUUUUUUGUACUGUCCUCACAUUCGCCUUCGCAUGAACACUGAUGAAAAUACAGUGAAUUGCACUGAUGGAUUGCUUGAGCACGAAGAUUUCCCUUUUUUGCACGACAACAGAUAAAGACACGACCGCGACGCACAAAGUUUUUGGGACGCAAAUCAAAACCUUUCCGGGGCGCGUGGAGGCACGUGUGGCCCACACGCUGGCCGGUAUGGCCACGGUGUACCCGGAGGAGACUCACGUGGACAACCAGCAGAUCGUGCGCUUGGAAGAUGACCGGUUCAUGGGCCCCACGCUGAAGGCCCGGGCGACGAUGGCGAUGCGGUACAACCUGCUGAUGGGCGGAAAUGUCUCGUACACGGGGAAGGGGCUGGAAGACGUCCGCGUUUUGCAGCCGGUGCUCCCCAUGGACGAGGCGGGCCGCAGCAUGGCGUUCGAAGGAGGCUUAACGGCCGCGGGCGGUUUCACGCAGGCCGUCGCCGAUCAUGGCGGCUUCACCGAAAUGGGGGGCGGCAUGAGUGUGGUGGACGACAUGAUGGGAGGUGGCGGUGGCAUGACCGUGCACGGCAUGGACGUGGAUCAAGGCGACAGCGACGAGGACGAAGAUGCGAAGGCUAGAAACGAGAAGUUCGCGCUUUACUAAAUAAUGGCGAAUAUGAACCUCGGCUACCGCUGGUGCCACAACCUCCCUGUUAGUCUGCCGGCGGUGUUGAUCACUGAUUCUGGCGGUUCGAAAUUUAUUCCACGCAGUUCUUGAAGUUUUUCUGCGGUGCGACUUUUUCAACUGCUUGUACGUGCGCUUCAUCCCUGCUGUGCCAACCGCGGGGUCCAAAGCUGACAAAUCAUAUCACAUGUCCAUAUGUAUCAUCGACGAACGAAGAAACAAGAAAAAUAAACUUCAAGAACGACA
This is a messenger RNA of Amoebophrya sp. A120, 4209 nucleotides long. The record is from the annotation of a GenBank genome assembly. NCBI's taxonomy places the organism in Eukaryota, Dinophyceae, Syndiniales, Amoebophryaceae.